AUGGAGCUGAACCUCACGGCUCUGAACUGUAUGGUCUCUGCCAGCGAUGUCCUGGACGUGGUUCUCCCCUGCCUGUUCUUCCUGAUGUUCCCUCUGGCCCUGCUCCUGAACGGCGUGGCGGCGUGGGUCUCCCUCCACCUGCGCUCCUCCAACACCUUCAUCGUCUACCUGAAGAACCUGGUGGCGGCCGACCUCAUCAUGACCUUGACCUUUGCCCUGAAGGCGGCCAGCGAUCUUCCCACAGCCACGCUGGGCCUGCAGGUCCUCACCUGCCGCUUCUCUGACGUCUUCUUCUUCACCUGCAUGUACAUGAGCAUCACCUUGCUGGGCCUCAUCAGCCUGGAUCGCUUCUUCAAGGUGGUGCGGCCCGGAGGCAGACUGUUGGGCCAGAACCUGCUCUUCAGCCGGCUGGUGUGUGGGGCGGCCUGGGUGGUGUUAUUUGGAGGAAUAGCGAUUCCGACCAUCAUUCUGACAGACCAGGAACCCACCAACGCCACAAGGUACUCCUGUAUGUCUCUGAAGAGCCUGGCUGGCCAGGAUCUAUACAUGUAUUCAGGUUUCUUCAACAACAUCCUGUUCUGGUCUGUCAGCGUGCUGGUGCUGUUCUGCUACGUCUGCAUCACCAACAAGGUCCUCCAGUCCUUCAGGAACUCCGGCAGCAACAACAGCCAGGGCCAGAAGAAGACCAAGCUCCGUGUCUUCCUGGUUCUGAUGGUCUUCUUCGUGUGUUUCGUGCCCUACCACGUGGUGAGGGUCCCCUACAUCCUGGUUCAGACCCAGACCCUGGACCGCUGCACCGACGUCUGGAUCCCCAUCGGUAACAAGAUCACCCUGUGGCUGUCCACAACCAACAUCUGCCUGAACCCCCUGCUCUACGUCUUCCUCUGCAGGGAGUUCAGAGAGAAACUGGUCGCCAUGACGGUUCUGGGAAGAGGAAUGUCAGGAAUCACAGAAGAGUCCUCACAGCAGAGUUGUCAACAGGGCUAG
Molecule: messenger RNA, 987 nt
Organism: Osmerus eperlanus (European smelt)
Lineage: Eukaryota; Metazoa; Chordata; Actinopteri; Osmeriformes; Osmeridae
Product: P2Y purinoceptor 13-like
Exons: 1
Coding region: 1-987 (328 amino acids)
Biological process (GO): negative regulation of adenylate cyclase activity; G protein-coupled receptor signaling pathway
Cellular component (GO): membrane
Molecular function (GO): G protein-coupled purinergic nucleotide receptor activity
Source: RefSeq, a predicted model, not a curated record